AUGGAUUCAAAACUUCCCACUGGACUGUCCUCAAACUGUCCAUGUCGGCGGUCAGCAGUCGACGGCGGUGUUCUCCAAGGCUCAGUUUUUGGUCGCAGUCUGUUCAUUAUUCACCUCAACGAUUGCGUGACUGAACUUGAUUGUGGUGUCACCAUUUUCACAGAUGAUAUUAAGCUCUGGAGCGUUAUUCGAAAUGCGGAUGACGAAGAGCGUUUGCAGAUGAACCUAGACCGACUUGAACAGUGGUCAAAGGACUGGCUUCUGCCGUUCAAUGAGAAAAAGUGCAAUAUUCUACGAGUCGGCAGAGCUCGCUCUCCGAACCAUAUGACCUACUGUCUGAAUGGCAUACCACUGCAGGAAGUGGACUCGCAGAAGGACUUCGGAGUAUGGAUUACGACCUCGCUCAAACUCUCUCUUCACUGCACAAGGCUAGCCAAGUCUGAAAUGUUAGUCGUCUACCUUGUUAUGCGGGCCUUCUCCGCCUUUGAUAAAGACAACUUCGUUAAAGUCUUUCUUACGUUUGUGCGGCCGUAA
Messenger RNA from Spirometra erinaceieuropaei, 534 nucleotides. NCBI's taxonomy places the organism in Eukaryota, Metazoa, Platyhelminthes, Cestoda, Diphyllobothriidea, Diphyllobothriidae. The record is from the annotation of a GenBank genome assembly.